Ahaetulla prasina is the source of this 2185-nucleotide messenger RNA. It is a transcript of the gene CALM3, whose product is annotated as calmodulin 3. NCBI's taxonomy places the organism in Eukaryota, Metazoa, Chordata, Lepidosauria, Squamata, Colubridae. The transcript is spliced from 6 exons. The record is from RefSeq and is a predicted model, not a curated record. Gene Ontology annotation, molecular function: calcium ion binding. The coding region runs from base 154 to 603 and encodes 149 amino acids.
GCCGUUGGCGGAGGGAUCCAGCGCGCGCAGUGAGGCUCCGUGAAGCGGCCCUCGGUGCGUCCCGGCUGGUGCGGCUCCUGCCUCCCUCGCGACGCCGUUGCUGCCCUCGAAGCCUCCGGACGCCGCCGCCUCCUCGCCUCGCCGGUCCCGACAAUGGCUGACCAGCUGACUGAAGAACAGAUUGCAGAAUUCAAGGAGGCCUUCUCCCUCUUCGACAAGGACGGAGAUGGCACCAUCACCACCAAGGAGCUUGGCACCGUGAUGAGGUCCCUGGGGCAGAACCCCACUGAGGCCGAACUGCAAGACAUGAUUAACGAGGUGGAUGCGGAUGGCAACGGCACCAUCGACUUCCCCGAGUUCCUCACCAUGAUGGCGAGGAAGAUGAAGGACACGGACAGCGAGGAGGAGAUCCGGGAGGCCUUCCGGGUGUUUGACAAGGAUGGGAACGGCUACAUCAGCGCCGCUGAGUUGCGCCACGUGAUGACAAACCUUGGCGAGAAGCUGACGGAUGAAGAAGUGGACGAAAUGAUCCGGGAAGCUGAUAUUGAUGGAGACGGGCAGGUCAACUAUGAAGAGUUUGUGCAGAUGAUGACGGCAAAAUGAAGCCCGCAGACGGAGUGGCUGGCAAGGCCCGUUUUCUCCUUCGAUAACUUUUCUCCCACACACUCUCUCUACUUAAGUAACCUGGUUCUCUAAGCAAACAAAUCGGCUGUGGAAUAAAUCUGACCAAGCAAUUAAAGUGAAAAAAAAAAGGAAAAAAGAAGAAAAACCUUCCCAAGCUGCAUGAUUGCACUCCUCUCUCCCUCCUCCUCUUUUUCACUCUUCCUUCCUUCCUUCCUUCCUUCCCAGGGUCCCCUGAGACCCUCUCGGCCCUUCUGGAUGUCUUCGUUUCCAUCGGGUAUUCUGUUCUGUAGUCAGAGCUGGCCCCAUAUCUCAGGGUGCAGAUUCUUCCUUUUCUUUCGAGAACACCCCCGCCACACACACACCAAUCACACACCCCACCACCACGAAGGGGUGGAGAGAGUGCAAAACCCCUUUUCCAGUCCUGUUGCAUGUGUCCGGGCGCUGCAGUUGUGCGCGUUGACCUGGCAGUCACCACCGAGGGUCUUGCCCCAAGGAACACCAGGCGUAUAAGCAGGAAACGGGGAGGGGGUUUAUUUUUGUGUUCCUCCUUCGUUUUGUUGGGGCGGUGGGGGGGGGCGCAGAUUCCCCACCGCUCGGAUGUCCGCGGUGGAAAGUGGAUCCUAUUGGCGCGACCUGGAGGGGAGAGGCGGAUUGAAGCGAGGAGGGGGGGGGCGGCGAGGGUCCCCAGCACUGUCCCAAUUGGCGCUUUUCCCAAAACACCCGACACACUCCCGUCUCUUGUUCUCAAGCUUGUAAAAAUUGUAAAAUGUCCUUUACGGUUUCCUACGCGUGGCAUCCGACUUCAGAGCUGCUAUGUACAUAUCUGAGGCGAUGGGCUUCCUCCCCCCCCCCACCUCUGGGAAUGGGAUGCGCCCCGCGAUGGCAGAGGCUUUCGGUUGGCCGCUUGGGAAGGUGGGGUGCGCGUGAGACCGCAAUAAAAGAGGGAAGCCUCCGCUGAGCGAAUGCCAACUGCGCCCGAGCGCCCCGUUUUCCUCUUCCCCCCCCCCUCCGCCAAUGCUUUUUUUCAUUUCUUCUUCCGUAGUGGCCGGCGCCUUUAACGCCUCUGACUGACGCACCUUCUUGGCUUCGGUGUCUGUGCUCUUUAGCUGUGGCUUCCUCCCUCCGCCUUUUCCCCUCUUGGCCCCUUCCCCUCCCCCCUUCUUACUGUCCCCCCCCCCUUCUUCUCGCGGCAAACGGCAUGAGCUGCAAACUUUGCUUCUCUCUUUUUUUCCAUUUUGUUUGGGUUUUUUUGUUCUGUUUUUUAAUCCAAUUUGGAAAAAAAAGAUGUUUGGGGGGUUGUUUUUUUUUUUCUCUCUUUUUUUUUUUCUUUUCAUCCGGGCGAGGCCAUUGAAACGAGAAGCAGACUCUGUCCCGAAUCUGGACGGGGAGAAUUCGCCUCCUGCGCUCCACCGAUGAGUCCGCGGAGGGGUCUUGCCGGAGAGUGUGGGGAAGGUUGAGCCAGAAUGUCUUUGAAAGCAGGUGGCGUUUGUUCAGUUCAAGCUGUGAAAAUAAAAUAAAAAAUUAUAUCAAUGUUUUCCAAUAAAAUGCAGUGACUACCUGA